UCGGGGUGGGGACGGGACGGGACGGCUCGCUACUGCACCCACCGAGAGUCCCGGCUGAUCUUUACCUCAGAGAGAGAGAGCGGGCGCGAAGAUGGCGAGGUGGCUGAGGGAGUACUUCAAUCUGGGCAGCUACAAGGCGAAGGCUCCGGCCAAGGCGGAGGCGGCCGGCAGCACCAGCAAGAAGAAGAAGAAGAAGCCCCGUGGCGAGUCGGGGUCGUGCCGGGAAAGUGACCUGAUGCGGGCCUACCGGCUGCAGAAGGAGCGGGACUUCGAGGACCCGUACAGCAGCGGGCCCGGCUCGUCGCUGCGCCGCCUCAAGGCCAUGUGGCCGGGCCCGGAGGACGAGGUGGGGGAGGAGGGGGGCGGUCAGGGCCCGGCGGCCGGCGGAUCCCCGCUGCUGCAGCGCAGCCAGAGCGAGAGGGCAGCCUCCUCCUCGCCCCGGGCCAAGUACAUCAUCCCGCCCCAGCAGCGGCUCAUCAAGGUGCACGGGACGGCGGCGACCGAGCCGCCCGUUGGCAACGGGAAAAGCCCGGCAACCGGGUCGCGGAAGACGCCGCAAUCCGACGACAAGGUUGCUAUUAGGGAUGACUAUUCUGACCCAUUUGAUGCCAAAAAUGAAUUGAAGAAUAAAGUUUUCAAAAAGCGAGAAAUAGAAAAUAAUGGAUACAUGGAACCUUAUGAGGCACAAAAGAUGAUGGCAGAGAUUCACAAGCAAGAGAGUCAGAAGAAAGGAAUUCAGUUAUAUGACACACCCUAUGAACCCGAAGAGAAUGGAGCUUCAGACACAGAAAGUGUUGAUAGUUACCUAAGAGAAAGCAGGUUGCCACAAGAUGACGCCAGGCCUGCAGAGGAAUAUGACCAACCGUGGGAAUGGAAUAAGAUUACAGUCCCACCCUUUUCAGUUCAGUUCAAUGGCAUUGAGAAGAGACAGUCCUCUCCCUUAUGUGACAGACGCAGGCAGCUGAGACCCCCAGAUCUAAUCAAACAUGGAGGUCCGGAGUUCAGUGGUAUUGUAGGAGAGAGAAUAGACCCAAACACUCCAUUGGAGAAGCAAGUGUGGUAUCAUGGAGCCAUUAGCCGAACAGAUGCAGAAAAGCUUUUACAAUUAUGUAAAGAGUGUAGCUAUCUCAUCCGAAAUAGUCAAAGCAGCAAAAAUGAUUACUCACUUUCACUGAAGAGCAGCCAAGGUUUCAUGCACAUGAAGCUUACCAGAACCAAAGAUAAAUACAUCUUGGGACAGAACAGUCUUCCAUUUGAUAGCAUUCCUGAGGUCAUACACUACUAUACAACAAGAAAGUUACCCAUUAAAGGAGCAGAACACUUGUCCCUCCUCUACCCUGUAACUGUGCGAACACUAUAAUUCUUUGCCCUCGUUUAGUUCCUUCCUAUGGAUAGGAGAUUACCCAAUUACUUUAAACUGCAUAGAUGGCUCAAUUCAGAUGUAACUGGAGACCCUGUUGUUCCUGAGUGAAUACAAUAACAUAUAUUUUGUGGUACUACCGAGCUGUUGCAUGAAUAUGAUUUUGUUCAAAAACCGAUCUAAUAUAAUUCAAAAUUGUUAUUGCUAUUUUGUUAAUCCACUGAAAUAUUUAAAUACUUCCCUGUAAAUGUCAAAAUUUAGUAUGCUGAUAUAAUAUGAUGCAUAUAGUUCAUUUUACUCCCUAGUCUGCUGCAGAGAGACCUGACUUUGGUGAUUAUUUAUAUGUAAAUACUGUGUCCUAAUAUAUAUAUAUAAAUAUAUAUAAAUUUAUUUUUAUCUUUUUGGCACAGUGUAUUGAUGCCUUUGAAAUGUUACUUAAUGCAUUUUAAUGUUAGAUUUAAAAAAGUUUAAAUUUGUAUGAGAAUGAUAUUUUCAUUAGAAUUUAUGAUGGAUUACAAAAGAAAGCAAAAUACAAUCAUAAUUGGGUAGAGACUUGCAUUUAUUUUGCAUCUUAUGAGCUAGAUGUACCAACAUGCUUUGAACUCGAUGCGUUAUUUCCAGAGCACAGCCAUUCAUAUUGUAAGCAAACAUGACAGCUAAUUUGUUCACAGCAGGCUCUCAUAAACAAUAGCCAGGCUCAAGAACCAGAUACUUUUUGGUGAUGAUGUUUCAUGAAUGUCAGCCAAGGCAUAUUUGAAUAAAGCCUUUAGAACUUUUACAUCCACCUCAGAUAAGUGUGUCUCAUUCCAAACUCAAAGCCGAUAGCAACGGAGUAAUCCUUCACUCCUGUAGACCCUAGGUCAUGUUUAUCUCGCCAUGUAAACUCAUCUAAUGUUUUAUGCACUUGCUAAACUACAAUGUGUGGAUUGUCCUUGCACCCCUAGGCCCCCCCCCCCCCCCCAGCCAUUUUGUGAAGAUAAACGUACAGAUCAUCUGCCUUUAAACACAGGUCUACAUUUUUAUUCUCGAAGAGUUCCAACUCUUCUCUAUCCUCUUGCUCAUUAUGCACAUUUUAUAUAAGCCAUCCUAGAGUUUUCCCUGAUUUUAUUUUUCAGUGCUUUUUCAGGCCCUCUUUUUGUUUCUCUUAUUUUCUUUCUUUCACCUCUUGUGCUUUCUGUAUAGUAUUGAGUAUUAUCCAACAUAAGUUUCUCUUUUUCUGCCUGAGCCUACCAUUGUUCCUAAAUAUCAGUGGACACCACUGUUUAAUUUAAAUUGAAACCAGGAUGUGCUAAGAUUUGUGCACCAUCUGGACCUCAUUGUCUAUCAGCUGAUCACCCACUCCCCCUUUGCCUGUUUAUUCUUUAAGCUUUAGAGUGGCAAUCUGAACCAUGAUCUGAGCUUGCAUAUGAGCUCCACCACUGAUGUAUAUGUUAUUGUUUACAAAUAGCCUUCUGAAAUUUCAUGGGAUUUGAGCUGUGCAGUCAUUCAGACUGAGAUACCUUGUCAUAUCUCAAUUAGACUACCGGCUAAAGUUACCAGAAAUAAACUUUAUGUCCUUGAUCUAGAUAAAAUACAAGUAAUCAUUUGCCAGCUACUCAUCAAACAACACUUAUUCUUGUGUUAACAUCACAUUUAAUGUUUUUAUAUCUCCUUCUCUAACACUCAUGCUCCCUUACCCAUUAGACCCUGUAAUUAGCAGAAUAGGUAAUAUUAACAUUUUCCAGAAUGUGACUGCUUUUUGGAAAUUUAAGUAAAGGUAAAUUUUAGUAAAAUCACACAAUCAUCCAAUUUGAGGCAAGGAAAUUUAAAGUCACUAAUCUGAAAUCUAAGGUUUUUUUUUCCAAUUGUCAAAUUCAGGCCAGUGAAUCAAGUUGAGAUUAAAAGUUUUGAAUAUUACCAUUCUCCCUUUAAGGGAAUAAGUAGUGAUGUAAUGAUCAGAAUUUAGAUUAUCAAUAAAUAAAAGUAAGAAAUUGUCAAUAAAAAUUGAGAGUAAGAAGAAACAUAGCUGUGAACAUAACCCGCAGUAUCUGUUUUGAUUUUUGUUAAAAUUAUCACACUAAAACUAAAUUAUCUUAAGUGAGUAAACCAUAAUCAUUGUCCUGGUGCAGCAUGUAUGUUGGAUUAACAAAAAAAUACUGCUGCCAUCAAGUAUUCGACUUAUUUCCUUUACAGACUGAUAAUACAUAGAGCUGUUGUUAAGAGAUAAUCCAUGAUUCAAAAAUCAUUCAAAUAUUGGAAAUCUAAUUCAGAUUUAUGUCAAAACUUAUAAAUUCAUUAUAUCUUAAACAUGUUGCUUCAUAUUUUCCUUGGGCCCACUGCCCACUGUCACAGCCUGUGUCUUGCUGACCAGUACGAUUCUGGAGCCAGGAGGCAUGCCCCAGAGUGAUAAUAGGAUGUUGAAUGAUAUAAUUGCCUGAUGCUGGGAACCAGAACAUGCCCCAUCCACAAACUCCUGUGGAAAAACUGCAACAAAAAACUGUCAAAGCUCUGUUCCCAACAUCUCUUAAAUAGUCAAGAUUUUUCAAAGCUCCUAAAUGUUUCUGACAUUAAAAAUUCUGAAUGAUGCUUCUAAAUCAUUAAAAAAACGUACAAAAAUAACUUUAAAAGUUCUAUUUACCUUAUUUUCACCUUUCCUACAUGGAAUUGUUAAUGUGAAAGCUUAACUUUCCUGCUCAUCUGUAUUAUGGGUGCUUGGAAUCUUGCUAGCACCUGUUGGAGAAAUACUGUCACUCCUGGCAAGACCCAGCUAAAUCUAAGCCUUUGUGUCUGUUUGCACUUCCUGACAACUUUUACUAUUGUAACUUCCUCUGGCUACAUUUUUAUAAUGGAAACUAAUGCCAGAUUGAUAGUAUGACAGAUUUACAUUAAAUGUCUUGCAAUUAUAUAGCACUGUUCAUCAUAUUAAAGCUCAGGACCUCCCAAACACACCCAAACAUCUAGUGUUGUAACUAAGGUAAUCUAAAAUAGUAAGGUGCUAAUUUGUACUCUUAACACUGUAGUUUCAUAUGCAAAAUUUUCAGAGGUAUGACUAUAUAAAAGAAAAUUGAAUAAUCUUGCAUUACUAUUGCCAAAUAUUUUUAAUUAUCAGACAAAAAUAAUCUUAUUAUGUUUUACAAGUUGGCUACUUUUGUAUCAAGAUUAUGCAAAAUUCAUUACAAUUUAAAUGAAGUAGUUGAAUUUCAUGAAAAUUCUCUUCGCUAAUAUUGGUUCAUCCUUGCAUAAUGUUGAAUCAGACUCCCAUUAACCUAUUAGAAGUGAUGCCAGGUUGUUAUAAAGAAACAAUUUUUAUUUUAGUGAAGUGAUCUGUGGACAAAUUAUGCUGUGAUAAAAAUGUUCUGCUGAUUAUGAAGAGUUGGGAUGUUUCCGUAGGGAUGAAUAGGAGAUGGAUGGGGUUUAUGUAAGUCAGUGUCCAGAGACCUUGGACACUUAUUCAGUUUUCACGGAAAUGAUCUGUUGUUUGAAAAGAAUUGGAAGUGGUUGUGUGGUGAUGAAUUGGCCAAAAUAACUGUGGAAAACAUUAACUUAGAAGACAUUAACUUUCAUGCAAACAAAAAGAACGCUUGAAUCUCUGCCUGGUGAAUGAAAAAACUGUUGAUGUACCAUCUCCAGUACACUCAAUUUCCUAUCCUUCUUCCCAAUCUGUUCGAUGUUUGAGUUUGUUUUAAGGAGAGAACAAUGCUGGUGUAGAGACACUAGGUAACUUUAAAUCAUUUGCAUAAUUCUCCAUUAUGGCAAAUUUGAAAACAAAAGUAUUGUCAGACUGCAUUACAAUUUUUAUUCAGAGUACGUUUGUUUUUAUUACUGUGAAAAUUGUGCUUGUUUAUGUUCAUUAAAAUAAAACAACCAU
Molecule: messenger RNA, 5207 nt
Organism: Pristis pectinata (smalltooth sawfish)
Lineage: Eukaryota; Metazoa; Chordata; Chondrichthyes; Rhinopristiformes; Pristidae
Product: SH2 domain-containing adapter protein F-like
Exons: 6
Coding region: 92-1360 (422 amino acids)
Molecular function (GO): phosphotyrosine residue binding
Source: RefSeq, a predicted model, not a curated record